CUCACAAACACAUAUAUAAGUUAGGAUCUAUUACAACCUUUUUUUUAGAGCGAAUGGCGAGAGCGAGAGAGGGUGCUGGUUUUCGAGUGGGGUUUUCGACAGCCAGGGACAGUGGCAAGGGCUUCAGCCGGCAGCUUCCAGGUUAUGGCAGGCAAUUUAUAGGGCGGGUUUCUAAUGUAUUUGACAAGGAAAGAAAGUUAAACCAGAUAUGGAUUGAUUCUUAUCGUCUCAAGGUCAAGUUGGCAGAGAACGUGAAAAGAGGGAAGGAGGUGCAAUUGGGGGGGAAAGAACAAAUAGCAGGAGAAACAAUGGGGUCAAUGGCAAUUGAGAUUGUGCCGGAUAAGGAGGAUGUCCAGUUGUUAGAGGCAGAUGUGGUGCCAGUGAACAUAGCUGAUAGGGUGGUUGAGCCAUCGACAGAAAAGGAUACCGAAGAUAUGGUAAUGACAAUCCAGAAUAGGUUCGAUGUUAAUGGAUUAAUGGUGAAUGUGGCUUUGUUAGGAGGUAGACAAGUUUUAUUAUUGGAUAAAACAGAGGGAUGUCUCGAGGAGUUUUUCAAGUGUAAUAGUGAUUUGGUAGAGUCAUGGUUCGAAUGGAUACACACAACCUCUCUAUUGGCUAUGCCUUCAAGAAGUAGAAUGGUAUGGCUUGGAUUUGCUGGCGUUCCAUUGAAAGCAUGGAGUGAGAGAUGUUUCACAGAGUUAGGAGCUUUAUUGGGAGAGGUGAUGCUCGUUGAUGGAGACACAAAGAGCAAAUCGUUGAUGGAUCUGGACUGGUGGUUGGUCAAGGAACGACGGAAUCCGUCAAGCUCGGAAUCAGGUUCUGAAUUUUCCGAUGACGGUUACGAUGAUGACUUAAAUGUGGCCGGGUUUUCAGGCGAGGAUGAUGGAAAUAUUGAUGAAGAGUUUCUGGCUGGUAUCGUUAAAGGAAAGGGAUACAGCCGGUUUCGAGAAGGCCUGAAGCCGGGGGCGGUGUUUUUGCUGGAGGUUCUUCGGUUGGCUAGGAAGGAGAAUCCUGAUUUUUUGUUUCUUCAAGAAACGAAAUUGGAAGAGGUUGAGGCUUCGAUGUGUAAAACCUUAUGGAAUUUAGAAGAUUUUGAUUGGAUAAUGCAGAAAUCAGUGGGUAGUUCAGGAGGCUUGUUGUGCAUAUGGAAUAAGAACAGUUUUGCUAGACAGAGUGUGAUAGAGGGUAGUGGUUUCAUUGGGAUAUCUGGUGAAUGGGGUCAUGAGAAGCUAAAGUGCAACUUUGUCGAUGUGUAUGCUCCGUGUGAUAGACAAAGGAAGGCCUUGUUGUGGGUGGAAGUGGGGGUUGAUAAAUUGUUGAAACAGAUUGAAAUGUUGGACAAAAAAAGCGAGGAGGUAGAGUUGAAUGAGACUGAGGUGGCAAUUAGAAGAGAAUGUUUUCAGGAGAUGUGGGAUAUUUUGAGGAAGAGGAAAGCGGUAUGGAAACAGAAAUCGAGGAAUACUUGGUUUCGUCUUGGGGAUGCUAAUACCCGUUUCUUUCAUGGGAGUGUUCAGGCUAAGAGAGCACAGAAUACAAUAUCAGGUGUCUUAGGUGAAGGUGGGUGGAUUGAGAAGCCAGAGUUGGUUAAAAUGGAGGCUGUACGGUAUUUUAGUGAAUUGUUUCAGAAGGAUCAGUGGAACUGUCCAUUAAUGGGGGAGAUUCAGUUCAACAGAAUAUCAGUGGAAACAGAAAUCAAGGAAUACUUGGGUUUGUCUUAGGUAUGCUAAUACCCAUUUCUUUCAUAGGAUUGUUCAGGCUAGGAGAGCAUAGAAUACAAUAACAGGUGUCUUAGGUGAAGGUGCGUGGAUUGAGAAGCCAAAGUUGGUUAAAAUGGAGGCUGUACGGUAUUUCAGUGGAACCGUCCAUUAAUGGGAGGGAUACAGUUCAACAGAAUAUCAAUGGAAAAACGGGAGUAGCUGGAGAGGGCCUUUUCCAUUGAAGAAAUAGAAGAUGGUCUUAAGAGUUGUGAUGGUUCAAAGGCACAAGGUCUAGAUGAUUUUCAUUUUAAUUUUACAAAGUUUAUGUGGAGCACUUUGAAGAAUGAUUUUUUUGGAUUUUUUAAAGGACUUUCAUCAGCAUGAGAGGUUAAUGCGUGGUUUAAAUUUUUCAUUUUUAGCAUUAAUAUCGAAGAAAUUAAAUCCUGUACAUUUCA
Messenger RNA from Rubroshorea leprosula, 2152 nucleotides. NCBI's taxonomy places the organism in Eukaryota, Viridiplantae, Streptophyta, Magnoliopsida, Malvales, Dipterocarpaceae. The record is from the annotation of a GenBank genome assembly.